AUGCAAGGGCUACAGAAUGUUUGUCGAUGUGAUGUAUUGGCUGCUGAUCUUGAAGGGGUUAAAUUGGACAUUGUGAUUAUGCAAAAUAAGUUAAAAGCAUCUGAAGCAUUAAAUGAGUCCCUAAAAGAAAUAAUUAUGUGCAUGAAUUCGGAAAGAGUUCAUAAAUCGAUGCAUAUGAAAAACACUUCUGGUAUUACUAAACCCGAAAGUGGCGAUCAAAGCCGAUUAAAUCAACCCGACAACUAUAACUAUAAUGGCCCCAAAGUGAAUGAUUUUGAUCCAGUUUUGGAAAAUGAAAUUAAAGAUAAUGCUAAUGCAAUUCGAUUGUCUGAAAUGGAUAAUGAGCCCUCACGUAAUAGUCAAAAGGGAUUAAACCACCAAAACAUGAAGUUAAUGCAAAAGACUGUCUUAAAGCAAGGACACAAUCCCUCAAUAGCAAAAGGUCAACCUAGAAAUUGCAUACGGAAUAACGCAAAGGCAGAAAAUUUACAAUUAGGUGAGAAACAGAGCAAACCAAAUGAAAUUAAAGAUACUGCUAAUGCAAUUUGA
Molecule: messenger RNA, 549 nt
Organism: Paramuricea clavata
Lineage: Eukaryota; Metazoa; Cnidaria; Anthozoa; Malacalcyonacea; Plexauridae
Source: the annotation of a GenBank genome assembly